AUAAAAGGAGAGUGAGCGCUCUCGUAUUCUCCCUCCACCAGACGGUGUCAGACAGAGAAACAAAAUGGAUCCAAACACAACAAUUUUGCGGGUCAAGAGAAAACGGGGAACCGACCCCGCAGACGCUCUGCUGCUUGCGUGCAAGCGAAUCCGACCGGAAACGUCCCAGACCUCCGGUGAGACGGUACCAGAGCCCAACGAGGCGGAGGUGGAAAAGUCUGUCUUCAAACUCGUGGCGACUGUAGCGACACAGGAUGCUCCUGUUCAGACGCAGGUCCGACAGGCUUUGGCUCGGCCUCGCGUGGCCCAGGCAUUGCGCUCCUCUGCCGCCGCCACUAAACGGAUAACCGGGCACCUACGGACCAUGAAGUGGAGCACCCGCAGGGAGGAACGCUACAGGAUACUGUCCAACCACCGCACAGGCCUGUUGGGUGCAGCAGAGCAGGAAAGCCCUCAGACUGAUGCUCCUGAGGGAGCAGGGGAUUCUGGGAAAGAGGAGGAUGAGUGCUGGGGUAACAUCCAGGUGGUUGAUCUCUUACAUGAAAAUGAAGAGGAGCAGGACAAAUCUUCUGGCAAGAUGUCCUCAGAUCCGGAGAUGAUCAUGUGCAACAACACAAAGAUGCUGCGCGAGCGUCUGAGCAUAUGUGAAGAGAGACGAGGGAGUGAACAGCAGGAGCAGGACAAGGACUUUGUCUAUGAUCUUUACUACCCGGAAACGGUCAAUCCAGGCUGGAUCCAGGACAUCCUGUCUGUCAGGGCCUAUGCUGACGAGGGAGAACUGGUACCUGACCUUGUGGUUCAUGAAGAGGAGGUGUAUGAAGAUGAGGACGAUGAAAACGAGGAAGGCAACUGGAGGAACGACUACCCCGAUGAGGAUAGUGACAUGGGCAGUGACAGAGAGGAGCGCUAUGGUGGUUACUGGGAGGAGGAGCACUCGUACAGCCGGAGGAGUUGGGAGCACUACAAGAGUGAAGUGCUGCAUGAACAGGACUGUCCUGGUGGAGACGAGGAGGAGGAGGAAGAUGGGGACAAAUAUAAUUCCGAUUGAUUUAUCCCUUAACCCAUUCCUGUAUGUGGAUCUUCCAGUGCCCUCUGCUCGUGUAACAACAUACCCCUCAGACGUCUGUGUAGGUGAGAGAUGGAGGGAAACCGCUGCUAGAAUGGCACAUGAUUUUGAAACAUG
Solea senegalensis (Senegalese sole) is the source of this 1183-nucleotide messenger RNA. RefSeq names its product solute carrier family 7 member 6 opposite strand (gene slc7a6os). The record is from RefSeq and is a predicted model, not a curated record. Gene Ontology annotation, biological process: developmental process. Bases 65 to 1048 code for a protein of 327 amino acids. Lineage: Eukaryota; Metazoa; Chordata; Actinopteri; Pleuronectiformes; Soleidae. The transcript is spliced from 5 exons.